CUUUCGGAGAACGCGGAAAACAACGCUGAGCGACAUGUAAUGUAUACAUGUAAAGAUUAAAGUAGUCGUAAGUUCGUCAUACGACUAAAGACUCAAAUUUCUAGGUACGUUUACUCGACCUCGGUGUUAAACUUUGGAAACUACUACGUCAUGUCUGGGACAAAUUCCAUUAAUUAACAGCGUUGUCAACAUGAGCUUCUUUGUUGUGAAAAUGAGCGAUGGAAGUUCGAGCAAUUGCCCAAGCAACUGCAACGGCCAUGGACUGUGCGUUGGUGGUUCUUGUGUUUGCGAGGUCAAGUACAGUGGUGGAGCUUGUAGUGACACAAAUAUAGGAUAUUUUAUUGGUUUUGGUACAGUUUUCUUCUUUGUUUGUGCUGUAUCUGCAGCUCAGCUGGUUCUUUGUGUUCGAUCAGAGUUUAAGCAGUUGAAGAGACCAAGCCUGUCCAAAGCCUGCCGGCUAACAGUACAAAAGACACUUUACCUUUGUAUGAUUAUAGCAUGUGGCUCAAGAGGCACUUAUUACUCAAUCCAGAGGUAUCUUCCUGCCAGCUUGAGAAUGAAUUUGUUCAACGCGUAUUACCCAGUUAUUAUUUCUGGUUUCUCAAUAAUCAUAUGUUUCUGGGCUGAGACAUUUCAUGUGGUUGGUCUAAAACUAGAUAGGCCACGUUUCCUCAGCAAAUCCACAAUAGCUUUUAUCCUGUUUAAUGUCUUCAUGUACAUUGUCUUCUUGGUGCAAUUUAUAACAACGGAAGUAACGGAUGAACAUACAAAGGUAUACUUAUCCAACAUAUUUACUGGCUUUUUUGUCAUUCUCAUGUUUUUGGUGCUCACUCUGUUUCUCAUCUAUGGAGUUGAGUUAUUUUACAAGGUCCGUGGUGCAUUUAUCACAACAAGAGAGUCUUCAAAUGUCGAUGCCACACAGGCUACCAUGUCGAGAGUUGGACUGGUCUCACAAGCAUCACUUCAGCUUCUCACUUCUCUUUUUCUCCUUGGUGAUAUCAUGGGUGAAAAAUGGAAAGACAAAUUGCCCAUAGAGGGGAGGAAUGUGUUAGACAUUGUGUUCAGAUUGUUUGAAUUGGGUGUGGCUCUAUGGUUUUCUUGCUGUCUCUGGAAUUGGAAGAGUCCAAGUCAGUUGUGGAUUUUGAACCCUAAGCGACUCCUAGUACAUGAGACAAUAGAGGAAACGACGCAUUUAGUGGGAGGCAGUCAUCGAUAUAAUUGCUAUGAUGCUAUUGAAACGAUUGGAGAUUUAGACGCUUCUCGAAGUGAGUGCUGGGUUUGUUACGACAGCGAGCGUACAGAUGCUGGUCCAAUGAUAUUUCCCUGUCAAUGUAAGGGAGAUGUGGCCGCCGUACACCAUGACUGUCUCAAGAGAUGGCUCAUUGAGUCAUCUGUGGAUAGUGGAGAGGAUAACCGUAAGUGCAAAGUUUGCGGAGAAGAGUACAAACUGGCAACGGGAAGGGCGUGGUUACCAAGUGGUCUGACUGUACGACAUUGGGUUCAGACGACUGUAAUCCUGUCCAUGAUGAUUGGAGCGCCAAUCGGUGUUUACAUGGUUUGCUUAUCCAGCAUACCUCCUGCUUGUAAGAUUCUGGUCAUAGGACUUGCUGUUGUGCUGGAAUACGUGUGUCUUAGGUGAGUGGGACCUCAUAAGUUAACUGGUUAGUCAUGAACAGAGAAGGUCAGUUGUUUGGUUGAUACAGUCAGUCAGUCAGUCAGUCAGUCAGACAGACAGACAGACAGACAGACAGAAAGUCUUCUGUCUGU
Messenger RNA from Orbicella faveolata, 1767 nucleotides. RefSeq lists its product as uncharacterized. The record is from RefSeq and is a predicted model, not a curated record. Gene Ontology annotation, molecular function: zinc ion binding. NCBI's taxonomy places the organism in Eukaryota, Metazoa, Cnidaria, Anthozoa, Scleractinia, Merulinidae.